This is a messenger RNA of Funneliformis caledonium, 327 nucleotides long. NCBI's taxonomy places the organism in Eukaryota, Fungi, Glomeromycota, Glomeromycetes, Glomerales, Glomeraceae. The record is from the annotation of a GenBank genome assembly.
AUGCCUAUCAUAGUCGACAGUCAAGAACAGUUCGAUAAAUUCAUCAGUAAUGGAAAAUUAGUUAUCGUUGAUUUUUGGGCAGAUUGGUGCGGUCCAUGUAGAAUGAUUACCCCCAAAUUUGAUGAACUCUCAAAGACUUACCCAGAAGUUAUCUUUCUAAAAGUCAAUACAGAUGAACAUGAAAAAUUAAUGCAUGAACAAGAAAUUAAAUCGUUGCCAACUUUUCGCUUUUUCAAAGAUGGCAAAACUAUCAAAGAUGCUGACGUUAUUGGAGCCGAUCCGAGAAAAUUGGAAAAAAUGAUUAAGGAUCAACUUGGUUUAUCAUAA